Bubalus bubalis (water buffalo) is the source of this 4163-nucleotide messenger RNA. It is a transcript of the gene NPLOC4, whose product is annotated as NPL4 homolog, ubiquitin recognition factor. Lineage: Eukaryota; Metazoa; Chordata; Mammalia; Artiodactyla; Bovidae. The transcript has 17 exons. Gene Ontology annotation, biological process: ubiquitin-dependent protein catabolic process. Gene Ontology annotation, cellular component: nucleus. Gene Ontology annotation, molecular function: ubiquitin binding; ubiquitin protein ligase binding. The record is from RefSeq and is a predicted model, not a curated record. Bases 7 to 2013 code for a protein of 668 amino acids.
CGGUGGAUGAGAUGCGCUCCGAUACUUCCAUCUGGGCUGCAGCGCAGUGUCUCUCCACCGCAUGGUCAGCUGGGGGCGCCCCUCCACGCAGACCCCAGCGCGGGGCCGCCCUGCGCAGGCGCGGGCCGUUGGUGGGGCCGGAACCUGAUUGCGGGGCCGGAACCUGGUUGCGCGGCCUCGCGGCCGGGGGGAGCGCGUCGGAUAAUACGUGUCCAGUCCCCAGAUGGGGUGAAGCGGAUCACGGCAACAAAGAGAGAAACGGCUGCAACAUUUUUGAAAAAGGUCGCAAAGGAGUUUGGCUUCCAAAAUAAUGGCUUCUCAGUUUACAUCAAUAGAAACAAGACUGGAGAAAUAACAGCGUCAUCUAACAAAUCCCUCAACCUGCUGAAGAUCAAGCAUGGAGAUCUGUUGUUCCUGUUUCCCUCGAACCUUGCGGGACCGUCGUCUGAGAUGGAGACGUCGGCCCCUCAGGGGUUGAAGGCCUGUGGCGCUCCCAACGUGGUGGAAGAUGAGAUUGACCAGUACCUCAGCAGGCAGGAUGGGAAGAUCUACCGGAGCCGCGACCCACAGCUGUGCCGGCACGGGCCUCUGGGGAAGUGCGUGCACUGCGUUCCUCUCGAGCCGUUUGAUGAAGACUACCUAAACCACCUGGAGCCUCCCGUGAAGCACAUGUCCUUCCACGCCUACAUCCGGAAGCUGACUGGAGGGGCUGACAAGGGGAAAUUUGUUGCCCUGGAGAACAUCAGUUGCAAGAUUAAAUCAGGGUGUGAGGGACACCUUCCAUGGCCUAACGGCAUCUGUACUAAGUGCCAGCCAAGUGCCAUCACGCUGAACAGACAGAAAUACAGACAUGUGGACAACAUCAUGUUUGAGAAUCAUACAGUUGCUGACCGCUUCCUUGACUUCUGGAGGAAGACAGGGAACCAGCACUUCGGGUACUUGUAUGGACGGUACACGGAGCACAAAGACAUUCCUCUUGGUAUCAGGGCUGAAGUAGCUGCAAUUUAUGAGCCUCCUCAGAUUGGUACACAGAAUAGCUUGGAGCUUCUUGAAGACCCAAAGGCCGAGGUGGUUGAUGAAAUUGCUGCCAAACUUGGCCUGAGGAAGGUUGGCUGGAUAUUUACAGACCUUGUCUCAGAAGAUACUCGGAAGGGUACAGUUCGAUACAGUCGAAAUAAGGACACCUAUUUCCUGAGUUCAGAAGAAUGUAUCACUGCAGGAGACUUCCAAAAUAAGCAUCCCAACAUAUGUCGACUAUCUCCAGAUGGACAUUUUGGAUCCAAGUUUGUUACUGCAGUGGCUACAGGUGGCCCCGACAACCAGGUCCACUUUGAAGGGUACCAGGUGUCCAAUCAGUGCAUGGCCCUAGUCCGAGAUGAAUGCCUACUGCCCUGCAAGGAUGCCCCUGAGCUCGGCUAUGCCAAGGAGUCCAGCAGCGAGCAGUACGUGCCUGAUGUGUUUUAUAAGGACAUAGACAAGUUUGGCAACGAGAUCACCCAGCUGGCCCGCCCCCUGCCUGUGGAGUAUCUGAUCAUAGAUAUCACAACAACUUUCCCCAAGGAUCCAGUUUAUACUUUUUCUAUUUCACAAAAUCCAUUUCCUAUUGAAAACCGGGAUGUAUUGGGUGAGACACAGGAUUUCCACAGCCUGGCCACCUACCUGUCCCAGAACACCUCAUCUGUGUUCCUGGACACUAUAUCGGAUUUCCACCUCCUGCUGUUCCUGGUCACCAACGACGUCAUGCCUCUGCAGGACAGCAUCAGCUUGUUGCUGGAGGCCGUGAGGACCAGAAACGAGGAGCUUGCCCAGACCUGGAAGAAGUCUGAGCAAUGGGCCACCAUCGAGCAGCUCUGCAGCACGGUUGGUGUGCAGCUUCCAGGCCUCCAAGAGUACGGAGCCGUCGGUGGCUCCACACAUGCCGCCUCGUCCGCCAUGUGGGCCUGUCAGCACUGCACCUUCAUGAACCAGCCGGGCACCGGCCACUGCGAGAUGUGCAGCCUCCCCAGGACCUAGGGCUCCCGGGCCCUGCUGGCAGGACUGGACCCACCCCAGCCCUCUCGGAAGCCGAGAUUGUUGUGACCGUGCCCCACCUCAGCAGCCCUGAAGGCAAGGCAGGGGCGGCUGUCCUGGGGUCCCUGACCCAGGAAGCUUCUCAGCACCAGGCUUCCUUGAAGAGAGGGAGUCAGGCUGGUGCUCUGCGGGCUAAAACCAGUAUCCUGGUGGAGGCACGGUGUGGCCUUACCUGGCCGCCCACAGCAGCCCCCACUGUGGUAGAAGGACUAGGUGCCUCUGAAUCAUCACCUGGAAUCGGGGUGGGAGGGCUCGCUGCCACCAUCCAGCUUUCUUUUUUCCUUCCUUGGAUGCUUUUUGUUCCUGCUCCUGUUCCUGUUUUUGGUUGGGAGCUUUUGGUGACCUCUGUACCCUGUUGCUCUGGGGCAGACCCUGCCUGUGAGGGCCACCUCUUCCCCUUCUGGUAGCCAUCAUGCAGUGGAAAUGCGUGGCCACGGGCUCAUGGCCUCCUGUCCGCCUGGUCUGCAGGUGAAUCUGCUGCCCGCCCUUUCCUGCUCCCACCCAGCUUCCAUGGGGGGGUUUUAAAGUCUGCUUUGGUUGUAAUAACAGUUAAUCAGUAAUUCCUGCCCAGAAGACUUUUAUUUAUUUUUUUUUUAAGAUAAAAACUGCAUAAAAGGGGAGUGAGAGAGACUAGUUUCCACCUUCGUCCCUCCUUUAAUGAGUCCCUGGAGGUGUGUGCAGCCUGGGUGAGUGGACGGGGGACCCAUAGUCAGGUCUCCUCACACGUGAACCUCAGUGCCUGAGACUUUGCUGCCAGGCCACAUGGCUGGCACAGCUGCAGACCCAGGACCAAGCAGGAGCAUGGCAGUGUCCCCCACUGAGCAGGCAGCCCCUCGGGCAGCCAACACUUGACCAGGCCUGCAUCGGGUGAGCUGGGUGGCCCCAGGCAGGGCCGGAACCUCUGGUCCCUUUUGUCCCCACCAUUCCUUCUUGUCCUGCCUAGACCCUGGCCUCUGACAAGGCCACGUUACAAGCCAGGUCAGGGAGUAGGAACCCGGUUGUAGAGGGCUGUGGAGCUGCUGCUGGGUCGUCGGAAAGUGGGUACUGUGCUGAGGUGUGGGUCCAGGCCAUCCCAGGACAAAGGUUGUGGUCAGACCUUGCACGUGCUCUAGGGUCCCGCGUUUCUUCUACAGCUGGGUUCCAGUCUCGCCCUUCCCCAGGAGCUGUGGACAUCCUGAUGCCUCUUUGCCUUAAAAAAAAACCUGUAUCUCUGAGCUGCACUGCACUCAUCCCCGGGAGAGGUGGACCCAGACAGGCUGCUUGAGGACUUCGUGUCUCUGUCCUAGGGCAGGACGCAAAUCUAUGUGACCCUCCCUCGCUCUUGGCCUGUGAACAGAGCACACCUGGGUGUUGUGUUUACUUGUGGCAGGGGUGUGCCUGGCACCUCCGGGUUGACCUGGCAUAGGACACUCAAGUGGCCAGUGGGUUGGGCCUAUUCUAGGGGCACGAGGCACAGAGCCCCGUUUCCCCAGCUCAUCUGUGGCCGCCUGCCAGAAAGCUGGGCGUGUGUUCUGGCCCAGGUCGCCUGCUCCUUUGAUCAGAUGUAAGUCUGCAGGGGGAGCAGGAGUGCGCUAACCUCAGACCUCGCGGCCCCCACCAUUCCUCCUCCACUUGUUCUGGUCUUUACCUUCUCUUCGACCAAUAUCCUGCUCACCCUGAAGUUCUGGCAUCUGCAUAGUUCAUUUCCGUCUGUCUUUUAGCUAAAGAAAAAGUGUUGUGAUUUCUCUGCUUCUGGUUUUGAGUCACUCUUUGUUCAGUAAUGCACUUUAUUGUCCAAAGACAGUCAGGGGUCAGCAUAAGGAUCGGGGGCACCCUGCCAGCAGACUCAGGCCCAGGCAGCUUAGCCAUCUCCUUUUACACAAGGGAGGGGGCCCCCAGCCCCACCUUCAUCCUACCUGCCCUCAUGUGGACACACCCUUUCAUGCCACCAGGCACCAUAACUCAGCGAAGGGUGACUAGGUGCCCAGCCUCCAUUGACCAGUCUGCUCCCUGUGCUCCCACUUGGGUCUUGCAGGUAUGUGUCGGUUGGGUUUGCAGUAGCGUUGCCUGGACUCCAGCCCUGCAAGUGAACCAAUAAAAGCACCUGAAGCGAC